Messenger RNA from Trichosurus vulpecula (common brushtail), 2283 nucleotides. It is a transcript of the gene KYAT1, whose product is annotated as kynurenine aminotransferase 1. Gene Ontology annotation, biological process: biosynthetic process. Bases 254 to 1621 code for a protein of 455 amino acids. Gene Ontology annotation, cellular component: mitochondrion; cytoplasm. The record is from RefSeq and is a predicted model, not a curated record. Gene Ontology annotation, molecular function: L-kynurenine:2-oxoglutarate transaminase activity; pyridoxal phosphate binding. NCBI's taxonomy places the organism in Eukaryota, Metazoa, Chordata, Mammalia, Diprotodontia, Phalangeridae. The transcript is spliced from 15 exons.
AACGCUGUUAAAGGGACAGUAACUCCAGGCUCCAGGUUAGCCUGAGUCUUGUUUGGGGGUAAAAGCUAGGUCUUUGCAAUCCAAACUUUCUCCUCCCCUGCAGCCGCGCGCGCGUGGGCGCCAGUCUGCUGUCAGGAAUUCAGGUUAGCAGCGUCUUCUCCCUGGCUGGAGCCACUCAGGAGAGGACAGCACUUCUGGAACACGGGCUAACUCAGGGGGGAAGUCAGUGGUGUCUCUGGUAUCUGGGAAAGCCAUGCUCAAGAGCCCCUCAGUGCUGGUGGUGCUGAGUCAGCUGGGAAGGAGAUCGGUGGUGAAGCUGGCCAGGCCCUUGCACCAGACGGUCAAAAUGUCCAAGCAGGUUCAGGCUCGAAGGCUGGAAGGCAUUGACAAGAACCCUUGGGUGGAGUUUGUGCAGUUGGCCAACGAAAGCAAGGCUGUGAACUUGGGCCAGGGCUUCCCUGAUUUUGCACCGCCAGAAUUCUCCGUGGAAGCAUUCAAACAGGCUGUCAGCGGAGACAUCAUGCUCCAUCAGUACACUCGCGGUUUUGGUCACCCUCCCCUGGUCAAGAUCCUGGCUCAGUUCUUUGGGAAACUGCUGGAACAAGACUUGGAUCCCCUAAAGAAUGUGCUCGUGACAGUGGGUGCCUAUGGGGCCCUCUUUUCUGCUUUUCAGGCUCUGGUGGAUGAGGGAGAUGAGGUCAUUCUCAUUGAACCCUAUUUUGACUGCUAUGAGCCCAUGACAAAGAUGGCUGGUGGCCGUCCUGUGUUUGUGCCACUACGACCGCCAACAGCCCAUGAUGGCCACUUGAUGUCCAGUGGUGACUGGCAGUUAGAUCCAGCUGAGCUGGCCAGCAAGUUCACUCCCCGGACCAAAGCCAUAGUCAUCAAUUCACCGAACAACCCUUUGGGCAAGGUGUUCAACAGAGCAGAAUUGGAAUUAAUAGCAGAUCUGUGCAAAAAACACGAUGUCCUGUGUUUCAGUGAUGAGGUUUACCAGUGGCUGGUGUAUGAUGAAGAGAAACACAUCAGCAUAGCCAGUCUUCCAGGAAUGUGGGAACGCACCCUGACUAUUGGCAGUGCAGGAAAAUCUUUCAGUGUCACUGGUUGGAAGGUGGGCUGGGUCCUGGGCCCAGAUCAUCUUCUGAAGCAUCUUCGGACUGUCCAACAGAAUUCCGUGUAUCACUGCCCCACACAGGCCCAGGAAGCUGUAUCUUCCAGUUUUGAGCGGGAGCUUCGGCUCUUUGGUCAGCCCGAGAGCCACUUUGCCCAGAUGCAUAAGGCUAUUCAGAAAAAGCGGGAUCACAUGAUAAACAGCUUGCAGACCAUUGGCUUGAGGCCCAUCGUCCCUCAGGGCACCUACUUCCUCAUGCUGGACAUCUCCACCUUCAAGAAAAAGAUGCCCCACCUCCCUGGCUCAGAGGGGGAGGCCUAUGACUCUCGAUUUGUCAAGUGGAUGAUCAAGAACAAGGGCUUGGUGGCCAUUCCAGUCUCCGUGUUCUACGGCCCAGAGCAGAAGAAGCAUUUUGACCACUACAUCCGGUUCUGUUUUAUAAAGAAUGACUCCACUCUCCAGGCCAUGGAUGAGAAGCUGCAGCAGUGGAAAAAAGAGCUAGAACCCUGAUUUCUGCACCGAAGUCUCUCCCAUUCCUCCACCGGCUCACUUUACUUAAUCAGAUCCUUCCCCCUCUGUCCAUCCAUCCUUUGUGCAUCAGGCAUUCCCAGCUUUGGGGGAGGGAGGAGGGAAGCUCCUUAACUAGGGCCUAAGUCAGAGGAGAAAGGGAUGAAAAAAAAGCAUAGCCACCCCAGGUCUUCCUCCAUUCCCUCACCUAUCCAGCACCCACAUUCCCAUCCCUUCAAGAGGAAGCAUUCAGCUUGGUUAGUUAGCAUCAGUGUGUUUUCUCCCUGGCUGGGCUCUCCCUAGAACGUCUGUCCCUCCCUCCUUUAUCACUUCCUCUUCUCCCUGUUGAGUCAUAAAGUGGGAUUUCCCUCCUCACUCUGAACACCUGAAUCAGCCACCCUAACUGAAGCAUGGAUGCCAGCCAGGCCAGAAGUCACCUGAGGACUGCUUGACACCUGACAUCUUGCUUUCAUCCCUCCAUGGUCCCAUGUUGCUAUAACUUAUAUUGGUUUUGCUUCUUCUUUCACUUUCAAGAGGCUAGGUCAACGGUUCAGCUGCCUUGCACAGCCAGCCGGUCCUUGGGAGGAAGCCUUUAGAUCUAAAUCAAGGGCGUUUACCUCAAGCCAAGAGCCAUAUUUUGCCCUUAAUAAAGUUUAUUGCACCCU